CCCCGCCCGCCCGCCGCCGUGCGCCACCCGUCCCCGCCACCUCCACCUACUGCCCCGCCCUGCCGCGCACCCCCUGCCGCCGCCACCUCCCGCCCCGCCCCGCCGCAUGCCGCCCCUCUUAUCCAUCUUUUCCCUCGCCAUCUCCCUCCUCCCUCCCUGUUCCGCCCCCACCCCUACUCCCCGCAGGCUCAACCAUGGUAGUCAACAUGGGGACGUGAGCGUGCACGGGUGGCGUCGGUGGACGAGAAUCGAAUCGAUUUCAUGCUUGGGCGUGUGGGAUAAUUGGCGGUUUAGGUCACCCUGUUCUAUGAUAAUGGCAAACCAUUGUUUAGCAACAAACAUGCAGAGGUGGCUUAUUGGACGUGCAACUGACAUUCACAUUAGGCCCCUGAAUGAAGAGAAAGCUAUUCAAGCUGCUACAGAUCUUCUUGGUGAACGGUUCAUUUUCUCGGUUGCUUAUGGUGCAAUAAUCUUUGAGGUUCAUAGAAGUGACAAGUCAGAAGCCAGAAAAGAAGAGGCUUGUAAUAAGGCACUGGAGGAAAUAAAGGAGAAGAUGGAGGAGCUCGAGAGGGAAAAGCAGAUGAUGAAGCUGAGAGUGGCCGAGGUGGAGCGGGUAACCGGGGUAGGGGGAGGGUGGCCGUGGGUUCUUCCAAGGGCCUUCACUUCCGGCGCUGCCCAGGCAGAGCCAGAGCCAGCAGCUCAGCAGGCCACGGCUACUUAGCUGCCGAUGCCAGAUGCAGAUUGCCUCUGUAGGCAGUUCCUUGAAUGAUUCCAUCGCGUUGGAAACACAGCGCUGAGAUUUGUGUAGCGCGUGUUGUGAAUAGUGUGUCCCCGGAGAGAUUUGGUCUGAAUUGGAGCUGUCGAUGGUGGAUGAUAUAUUCCUUUCUUUCUUCUUAUUUUUGACAUCGGAGAAUAUUAUGUUCCUGGUAGUAACGAGGUACCUGGAAAUGGAAUUGUAGUUACUUCGUGUUCAGAUUUCAUAGUUAUACUAAUAUUAUAGAGCAACCAAGGUAACAA
Triticum aestivum (bread wheat) is the source of this 1017-nucleotide messenger RNA. RefSeq lists its product as uncharacterized. Bases 107 to 721 code for a protein of 204 amino acids. Gene Ontology annotation, cellular component: mitochondrion. Gene Ontology annotation, biological process: regulation of lipid metabolic process. The transcript is spliced from 5 exons. The record is from RefSeq and is a predicted model, not a curated record. Lineage: Eukaryota; Viridiplantae; Streptophyta; Magnoliopsida; Poales; Poaceae.